AUGUGGAGUCGUGUACACUUCCAAGGUGAUAGGUACAAUUUCACCACUAGCAACAUAGCGGAGUCAUUAAACAAGGUGCUAUCUGCUGCAAGAGGUAAGCCUAUCGUAGGACUAGUGGAUGAUAUAAGGAGUCUCCUGACCAGGUGGUUUGCUAAAAGACGUGUGAAUGCUAAUAACAUGGCUACCACUCUAACAACGGGCGUUGAAAAGUUGCUGGAGGCUAGAGUUGAAGAUGCUAAACUCUUACAUGUGCAAGAGAUUGAUCAGCAUCGUGCAGAGGUUUUAGGCACAACAUCUGCACAUGUUGUCAAUUUAACGGAGAAAACAUGUACUUGUCGACGGUUUGAUUUGGAUAAAAUUCCUUGCGUACAUGCCAUAGCCGCCGCCGAUAGGAGGAAGUUGUCGCCGAUCUCUCUUUGCCAUCAUUACUACCACACUAGUUACUUGCAACAAGCGUAUGCUGUUAGUGUGAUGCCAAGAGACGUAGCACUCCCUGUGCCAGAUGAAGUAGCAACCAAAAUUUGUCUCCCGCCUGAUGUUCGCAACCGACCCGGCAGGCCAAAGAAAAUUCGGAUUAAGGGUGCGUUCGAGGCCGCCAUGGCGAGUAAACGUCCUCGGAAGAUCCCCAAAUGUGGUAACUGUGGCCAAGGCGGACAUAAUCGCCUAACUUGUCGAGCUUAG
This is a messenger RNA of Eutrema salsugineum, 681 nucleotides long. RefSeq lists its product as uncharacterized. Gene Ontology annotation, molecular function: zinc ion binding. Bases 1 to 681 code for a protein of 226 amino acids. Lineage: Eukaryota; Viridiplantae; Streptophyta; Magnoliopsida; Brassicales; Brassicaceae. The record is from RefSeq and is a predicted model, not a curated record. The transcript has 2 exons.